CAACUCAAUAUUCUUGAAGAUGGACUCGCCGGAUUUCCCCACCGGCAAGUCGCCGCGGUCUCUCCAAGGUCCCCGUCCGGCACCUCUUAGAGUCCACAAAGAUUCCCACAAGAUCAGAAAACCACCGGUGGUUCCACAGCCGUACCACCACCACCACCAACAACAACAACCACAGCCACCACAACAGCAACACCAUCGGCCACCGGUCAUCAUCUACACCGUCUCCCCAAAGGUAAUCCACACAAACCCAAAUGAAUUCAUGACUUUAGUACAACGUUUGACCGGCCCAUCUGCCUCGUCUCCGGUGGGUAUGGCCUCCGCUUUCCAAGACGACGGCGGCGCUGUAUCGCCGGCAGCAAGAUUCGCAUCCAUAGAAAAAGCGGCGAAAUCCCCAGACGGCAGGAAAGCAACACAGAUCGGAGACUUCACCGGCGUGGAAGGGUUGGAGAUGGGGUACUUCCCCGGAAUAUUGUCUCCGGCACCGGGAUCACUUCCACCAAUCCCCCCAAAUUUUUUCUCUCCAUUAACCAACGAUUUUUUUCACGAUUUGAGCCCAGUUUUACAUAGCAAUAGAAAUUACAAUUACAUGGAGGGCAAUAAUUUCAUGGCGAGCCCUACAAAUCUUCUAUCCUCACACAUAAUUUCACCCACCACUCCAAAUUUGGAUCUUUUCCACAGCUUAUUUGACUUGUAAUCUGCAAUUUCAUUGGUUGAUUUCAUCAUAGUGUUUAGUUGCCUUUGUUUACCAAUGAAAAGGGUUAGGGGUAGAAUUGGAAUUUCACCACAAGUAUUAUUUUAUUUUUUUUGGUGGACCAAAAA
Messenger RNA from Cynara cardunculus var. scolymus (artichoke), 819 nucleotides. RefSeq names its product protein MKS1-like. The coding region runs from base 20 to 694 and encodes 224 amino acids. NCBI's taxonomy places the organism in Eukaryota, Viridiplantae, Streptophyta, Magnoliopsida, Asterales, Asteraceae. Gene Ontology annotation, cellular component: nucleus. The record is from RefSeq and is a predicted model, not a curated record. The transcript has a single exon.